Messenger RNA from Monopterus albus (swamp eel), 1343 nucleotides. RefSeq lists its product as uncharacterized. The record is from RefSeq and is a predicted model, not a curated record. NCBI's taxonomy places the organism in Eukaryota, Metazoa, Chordata, Actinopteri, Synbranchiformes, Synbranchidae. Gene Ontology annotation, cellular component: kinetochore. The coding region runs from base 250 to 1248 and encodes 332 amino acids. Gene Ontology annotation, biological process: mitotic cell cycle checkpoint signaling. The transcript is spliced from 9 exons.
UUAUUUAAAACGCAUAUUAAACGUUUUAUGUUCUCAGUUAACAUUUGUGCGAUUCAUUUCUCAAAUGGUUAAUUGAAAACAAGAAGAAACAGAAAUUUGGGCUUUUCAUCACAGUAAAACAUCCGAUGUGAUCAAUGUGAAGGAGACAGUGGAUAAUGUGGUAUUAUCAUUGUGUUGCAGAGCUGUGAUCCGACCCUCCUGGAUCCCUGUGGAGACUCGGAGCUGCUGGACUGUGCUGAAGCAGCCAGCAUGGUUCAGUACCUCAUGGACAGUCGUCGUGUCCAGAAGGUUUUGUGGCGUCAGCUGUUUGUUCUGGACUCCAUGAUGUCUCUACUGGAGGGUCUGGAGUCUGCCCAGCAACUGAUGGCACAGCCCUGCACACCUCAACCUGGUACACAGAAGGGUGGGGCUCGCAGCAGGUGGAAGGCUCUGAAGGUGGAGUGCAGGCAACAGGAUGAGGAGACAGAGAGGCUGCUCCAAACUCUGCAGGAGGAAGUCCAACAGAUCCAUGUCAGACGAAACAAACUCACACAGCUGGUCCAACAGCUGCACCACAAGAAGCAGCAGAAUGAACACCUGGAUGAGCAUCUGCAGAAAGCCCAGAAUGCAUUGCGCUUAUAUAAUCGUCAGCUGAUCCAGCUGAGGUUGGAGUUAGAGGGGGUGCACAGUCAGCUGAUUAGCUGGCAGCAACUCAGAGACGAGCUGCAGAUGAGCAUCUCUGCCCUACAGGACGUCAUGCAGCUCAAGCUACUGUCCUUCACCCCGUCAGAGCUGUGUGUGGAGCUCAGGCCACGAUCCUUCUCUGACGUUUUGUCCAAUGAGUUGGAGCCGCUAGAGCUGUUAGUCACCUGGAGUCACAACAGCCACUUCAGACUGCAGGUGAAAGAGGGGCCAGCUGGUUUGGUCGAGGACUGCCUGUCGGGCAGAUGGUCAGAGCUGAGUGCCGCUCUGCUGGAGGUGAUGCAGCGUUAUGUGGGCCAGGCUGAGCUGCUGUCUGAGAUCCAGACCCUGAGAUCUAGCUUUGCCGUUGACUGGCGUCCUGCUCAGCGUCUGCUGGUCUACCUGAAGUCUGCGUCGCUGGUGUGUCACCUGGAGGUAGAGGAGGGAUACCCGAGCAGCGGACGGGUUCAACUACUGUCAGUCCGAAGAGAUGGACAACCUCUGGAAACAUCUGGACUGAAGCCUCAUAAAACUGAUGUCCGUCUGACUGACUGGCUGGUUUUUCUCUGCAGCAGUCCACUGAUCUGACCACACUUUUCCUGAUUAUCCUCUGUCCUCUAGAUGACCGACACCUGUAUGCUCCUCCUGCAUGUGUCCAGCAAUAAUACACUUUUGUAAACCUA